AUGAACAAGAGCACUAGAGCCAAAAGAAAUAAAAGAAGAUCACCAGGAUCCCAAUUAGUCUGUUUAGAGCCUUCUACCUAUAUACCUUCAAGAUUGGGCUAUAUAGAAUGUGUUCCCCGUCCAUUGAAAGAUAAUCCAAAGAUUGGUUAUCUCUACUGCACCAGGAAGCAAAGAACACCAGCAUCUUUCACAGAGAACGCUUCCCAAAGCAAUAUGAAUUCUCAAUUGGACUUUGAGUAUGAUUUCGAAGCUGAAAACCAUGAAGUUGAGUCCAGCAAGAAAAGAACCAUCUAUAACAAGUGGAUGGAGAAUCUUUUUCAGUUGGCCAAUUCUUUCCUUUGCUUUGUCAGCAAAUGCCAGGAUGGCUGUUCUGAUAAAAGGGACAUUACUCCUUUGUCUCCUCCUCCUUCUUCAAAAAUGUUUGAGAUUGUUUUCUGUGGGUGUAAAACCAUCCCAGAACAACUGGUUGAGAUGGGUAUUCUGCCCGCAUCACUGAACAAUGUUCAGUAUGGAAUUCAUAUUAGACUUUUGAAUUUCAUGAUAGAUAUGCGCAAUGUUCUUGCAACCUCUGGUCAGGGCUUGGCGACUUUGUACAACAAGAUUAACAUGGGUACUGAGAGGAAAAUUUCAAAGGCAUUCUGCCAGAACCUCCUCCCCAUCUACAUAAGGCUCAUGGCAAUUGUUGAGAGCAAAGUUGAGAAAGCUGCCUCUGGAUUUGAGGAGCUUAAUGGGUGUCCUGCUUGUCCAGAUCAGGUUGACAGCAAUGUGACCAUUGACGACUGUCAAUAUGUUGCCAUGGAUGGCAAUUUUAGCCUGAAGUGUGAGAGGAGAAAAGAUGUAGAGGGUGAUGUUGGCAAAGAGUUGGAGCAAAUAGGUCGGUUUGACAGCAACUUCCAUGCUGGCUCUGGCAGUUUGGCAAAGUCUAUAAAGUACUCUAUUAAGGGUCUUUUUGCGGCGAGCUGUGCACGUCAUGAGUCAGUCAUUAAGUUGGUAGACAUGGAAACUGGUGAAGGGUUUAAGUACUCUCUCUCCAUAAUUAAUCAACUACUUGGUGAUUCAGGUAGUGAUGGCCAGUCUGCUGAUAACUCUCCCAACAUCAAUGUGAUGUAUGAUGUUGUCUGUAAGCUGGCAAAGUCACUGAAGGCUAACUUUUCUGGACUGAUGGAGAAAUCAAAACUAGCAGUUCUGAUUUUCCAUGUGUAUGCUCAUGUUCAACACUGCCAGGUUAAGCUCAACCCUAAAUAUAGAGAUGGGUUUGGCUUGACAGAUGGUGAAUGUUUGAAACGUCUCUGGUCAUAUCUUAACUGCUUUGUGACAAUUACUAGAAAGAUGGGACAAGCAAACCAAAAGUUGGUCUUGUACAGAGCCAUCAAGUUCUGCAAUGAGACAAAGAAGGUUGAGUUGGGCUUGAUGUUGGAGAGUAAGUAUGUCAAAGCAAAGUGCAUCAUAGAAGAAUCCAGGAAGGCAUUGGAGGGAUUCGACUGUGUUGUGAUUGAGCGAGAAUGGAAGCAGCAUGUUAACAAGGUAGAGAAGUCAGAGAACUACGUUGACAUUGCUGAUUUGAUGGAGUCCGGCCGUAAGAUUCAAGGCAAUAUUGCUUUGUUCCUUGUAAAUUUUACAAUUUUGCGCCAACUAAGAGAGCUCACUAAUGAUGCCAACGGAAAUCAUGUGAAAGAUAAGAUCAAUAGGCUGAAUCACAAAAUGGAGAAGUUGAAGGCAAAGAUCCAGAAGGAAGUUGAGGGCUUCCAAGAACCUGAUGAAAAAAAUACAAAUCUCAUAAAAUAUAUAGAAGAAAAUGCCCAGCUAGAGUACAACGAGUUCCUAGCUUACAAAAAAAAUAUUCAAAGAUGCGAUUAG
Molecule: messenger RNA, 1857 nt
Organism: Phycomyces blakesleeanus NRRL 1555(-)
Lineage: Eukaryota; Fungi; Mucoromycota; Mucoromycetes; Mucorales; Phycomycetaceae
Exons: 7
Coding region: 1-1857 (618 amino acids)
Source: RefSeq, a predicted model, not a curated record